AGAAUUCUGGGAAAUGUAGUCGUGCUCCCUGUGGCGUCACAAGCAGCCGCGCUGCAAACCGCACUUCCGCAUCCCGUCUGCAGACGUUUGUCUUCCCCUAAGUUCCGCGGUGUUGGCGUCUGCUCCUCGCUCUCCGUUGGAUCUCUGACAUGGAGGAAAUGUUGUCAUUCAGGGAUGUGGCCAUUGACUUCUCUGCAGAGGAGUGGGAAUGCCUGGACCUUGCUCAGUGGAAUUUGUACAGGGAUGUAAUGUUGGAGAAUUACAGCAACCUUGUGUUCCUGGGUCUUGCAUCCUGUAAGCCAUACCUAGUCACAUUUCUGGAACAAAAACAAGGGCCUUCAGAUGUGAAGAGACCAGCAGCUGCUACCAUGCAUCCAGGGGGAAAGCCUUAUAAAUGUCAAGAAUUUGACAAGGCCUUUGAUUGGAAUUCACUCCUUAUUCAACACCAGAGAAUUCAUCCUGUGGAGAAACCUUACAAAUGUGAAGAAUGUGGCAAGGCCUUUAGUGCUCACUCAGCACUUUCUAUACACCGUAGAAGUCAUACAGGAGAAAAACCCUACAAGUGUGAAGAAUGUGGCAAGGCCUUUAGUACUCGUUCAGCACUUUACAUACACAAGAAAAUUCAUUCUGGAGAAAAACCCUACAAGUGUGAGGAGUGUGCGAAAGCAUUUUAUUUCCCUUCAUUACUUAAGCAACAUCAAAGAACUCAUUCUGCAGAGAAUCUCUGCAAGUGUGAAGAAUGUGGCAAAGCAUUUUAUUUACCUUCAUUUCUUAAGCAACAUCAAAGAAUUCAUUCUGCAGAGAAUCCUUACAGGUGUGAAGAAUGUGGUAAAGCCUUUUCCUAUCCCUCAACCCUAAAACAACAUCAAAGAAUUCAUUCUGGAGAGAAACCAUACCGUUGUGAAGAAUGUGGCAAAGCAUUCCGUAGGUCUACGUACUUUCACCAACACCAAAGAAUUCACACUGGAGAGAAACCCUACCAGUGUGAAGAAUGUGGGAAAACAUUUUACUAUCGGUCAAACCUGAAGGGACAUCAAAUUAUUCAUUCUGGAGUGAAACCCUACAAGUGUGAAGUGUGUGGCAGCAUGUUUAGAACUAGCUCAGACCUUUCUAAACACCAGAGAAUUCAUGCUGAAGUGAAACUCUACAGUUGUGAAGAAUGUGGAAAAGCCUUUUCUACUCAUUCAUACCUCAUUCGGCACAAAUUAGGCCAUUCUAGAGAGAAACCAUACAAAUGUGAAGAAUGUGGCAAAACAUUUUGUUAUCCUUCAAUCCUUAAGGAACAUCAAAGAAUUCAUUCUGGAGUGAAACCCUACAGUUGUGAGAUAUGUGGCAGCAUGUUUAGAACUCGCUCAGAACUUUCUAAGCACCAAAGAAUUCAUGCUGAAGUGAAACUCUACAGUUGUGAGGAAUGUGGAAAAGCGUUUUCUACUCACUCAUACCUAAUGCGGCACAGACUGGGUCAUUCUGGAGAGAAACCCUACAAAUGUGAGGAGUGUGGAAAAUCAUAUAGUUACCCUUCACUCCUUAAGGAACAUCAAAGAAUUCAUUCUCAAAACCCCUACAAGUGUGAAGUGUGUGGGAAGGUCUUUUGUACUCGCUCAGGACGUUCUAAACACCAGAGAAUUCACACUGGAGAGAAACCCUACAAGUGUCAAGAAUGUGGAAAAGGCUUUUCUACUCAUUCCUACCUUACUCUGCACAAAUUACUCCAUACUGGAGAAAAACCUUACAAAUGGGAAGAAUGUGGUGAGGUAUUUUAUACUUGCUGAAGACUUACUAAACACCAGUAUAUUCACACUGGAGAGAAACACCACAAAUGGAAUGGAUAUGUCAAAACUCUUUACUUCGGACUUUACACAACACCAAGAAAAUUCAUAUGGAAGAGAAACCAUACCUGUAUUAAUCUUUAAGACUUUACUAAACACAAGGGGCUUCCUGCUGUAGAGAAACCCUAUAGAUGUAAAGAAUAUAGCAGAGUGUUUUACCAAACUUUAAGAAAUCGCAAAGGCUCAUUCUCAAGAGAGUCCCUUCAAGUGUGAAGUGUGUGACAAGGUACUGGGUGCCACCUUGAGCCUUCUGUCUAACAGAGCAUUUAUCCUGGAGAGAAACUUCAAGUGUGAUGAAUUUGGAAAAUUAUAUUUACUCAUCCCUGAUUCUGAUCAGUCUUGACAAAGUGUGCUGUGUGUGUGUUUGUGGUGGAGGGUGUGCUUGUUUUGUUUUAGGUUAAUUGUGGUCAGACCCUUUGAGUUUGGGAGGAACCAAUCCAUCUCUAUUGGACUAGGAUCCUGGAUUGUAUAGAAGGUGAAAGUGAACUGAGAACAACUAUCUUCCUCUGCUUUCUCACUAUUGAAGCAACAGGAGCAGCUGCUUCAGCUCCUCUGCCUUAACUUUCUUACCAUGAUUCACAGUGUCAUGGUUUGAAUGAGAAAUGUCACCUGUAGUCUUGGAACAGGUCCAAACACUUGUUCCCUGAAUUGGUGCCCCUAUUUGGGUAGGUUCAGGAGUAGGUCAUUAGAGGUGAACUUUGAGAAUAAAAAGCUCCCUCUUUAUCCAGUUUGCUCUCUCUGCUUCUGGUUUGCUGUUGAGAAUGUGAACUCUUAGCUUCCUGCUUCGGCCACCAUGCAGCUUGUUGCCAUGCCCUCCCUCUGUCAUGGACUUUGAUCUCAUCUGUACCAUGAAGUGAAGUAAACUCAUUCCACUAUAAGUUGUGUUGGUCAUGGUGUUUCAUCACAACAGAAAAAUAAGUAAUAGAAACAUUGCCCUUGUACCAGGAACAGUAUGAAAUUGUUUCUCCUGACAUUGCUCAUACAAGGGUAUUUUAUCACAGCAAGAGGGAAAUAAGGCUGUAAGCCAAAGAAUAGUAACAAAAUGUUACUUACUGUUACACACCAUGAUCUUUUGUUCCUAGUUCUUCUAUUGUCCUCCUUUUUGUCCUUCUGUCUUACCUCAUUCUUUCCCAAAACUACUUCCUUUUUGUACACACACAAACAUCACAGAUGUAGUAACAGUAAAAAUAUACUACUGUGAUUAUUUUUCUCAGAAUUUGAUACCACAUGUGGUAUAUUCAUGUUGAUGCAAAUGUACUGUUAGUGUUUUAGAACACUUUUGUGUUUUUGUUAUUUUUGUUUGUUUGUUUGUUUUUUCAAGACAGGGUCUCUCUGCUUAGCCCUGGCUGUCCUAGAACUUGCUCUGUAGAGCAGAGCAAACUCACAAAGAGACAUCUGCCUCUGCCUACCAAGUGUUGGGAUUAAAGGCAUGUGCCAACACUGCCCAUCACCUUUUGGCAUUUUUAAUAUUAAGUUAUUGCCUCUCCUCCAGCUCAAGUUGAUUUUUCUGUAGGAUGAAAGACAGAUCUAAUUUCAUCUUUUUACCACUGCACAUCUAGUUUUGCCACCUCUAAUUUUUGAAAAGGCUAUCAGUUCUACUACAUGGUUUUGGCAUUUUGUGAAAAAAAAAUAUUAAUAGUUUGUUGCCAUAUUGGUUCAAGUCUGCAUCUUACUUUACAUUACAUUGGUGUCUCUACCGCUCCUCUUUUUUGUUUUGUUUUGUUUGUUUUUAUGAGUACCUUGCAGCUCUUUUAACUAUGCUCUGUUGUAUAGUUUGAUGUCAGGUAAUGCGAUACAUCUGACUAUUCUUUCUGUAUAAAUUGUGUUUUCCUGUGGUCUUUUGUGUUCCCAAAGGGGUUUAGGGUUUUUUGUUUUGUUUUUGUUUUUUCGUUUUCUAGUUCUAUGAUGAAUGUUAUUGAAAUUUUGCCCUGGAUUGCCUUGCGUGUGUAGGUAGCUUUUAAUAGUAUUGCCAUUUUUACAAUAUGAGUUCUGCCAAUCCAUGAACAUGUGGUAGCUUUCUAUCAUCUACUGUCUUCCUUUGAAAACUGUUUUCAGUAUUUUAAGAUUUUGCGAAUAGGAGUUUCAGUCCUGUCACAGAUACAUAGUGAGAGCCUGACUCAAAAACAAACAGAAAGAAAUCUUUCACCACCUUGGUUAGUGUUAUCCCAUACAUAUUUUACUUCUCCUCCUUCCCGUCAUCAUCAUCAUCAUGUUCCUCCACUUCUUUUUUCUCCCAUUAUGAAUGGGCACUUUUUACUGACUUCAUUCUUAGAAUGUUUGUUUUUGAUGUAUAUAUAAAAGCUAAUAAUUUUUGCAUGUUGAUUUUGUAAGCUGAUAUUUUACUGAAAGUAUCAAGUUUUUAGCGGUGUAUUUGAGGUCUUUUAAAUAAAGAAUCCUGUCAUCUGAAUAUACGGAUAGGUAACUUCGGAUUGGAUUUUUGUACUUUACUCUGUAUAUUGUCUUAAUUUUGUAGUUCACAAUUAGAGCACAAUAAGAAUUAAGAUAGGUAACCCUUGUCUCAUUAAGAUUUUACAGGAAAUGUUUUAAUUAAACAAUGACAUUUUUCUCUGCUUACUAAAGGUUGGCCAUCAGUUUGUCAUCCACUGAUUUUAUGCUAACAGAUGUUCCAUCUUUUCUUAGUUUUUUCUUCAAGAUGUUUUAUAGUUCAUCAGGUGCCUUUUCUACAUCUACUGAAAUACUCAUAUGAUUUCUGUCAUUGUGUAUAUUAAUAUGCUGCAUUACAUAUUGAUUUGUAUAUGUUGAGCCAACCUUAGGAGAUAAACCCAAUUAGUUGUGAUGUAUAAUAAGUGGGAACAUGUUUAAGAAGUUUUGAGGUCUUUGGGUUUUUUUUAUUUUUAUUUUUUUGGAGGGGUAUAUAAACAUUCAUUAUAAAUAGUGUUGUGGUAUGGUUUGUGUGUGUGUGUGUGUGUGUGUGUAUCUAAUUUUAUUAUGAUAAUUAUACUGGCUCCUUAGAAUUAGCUUAGUAGUUUCCUUCUGUUUCUACUUUGUGAAAGAAUUUGAAUAGUGAGUGUCAUUAGAUCUUGAAAGCUUGGUAGAAUUUUGCAGUAAGUCUACCUGGCCCUGGACUUUAUUUCAUGGUCAGACUUUUAGUUUCUGCUUCGUUAUUGUUAUAGGACUGGUUAGGAUGUUUGCAUCUUCUGGUUUAAUGUUCACUCUGUUGCAAAUGUGUAGAAGUAUAUUCAUUUCUUCUAACAUUCUGAAAUUGUCUCCCAUUUAUUUAAGUCUCAGUCUCCCUCCCUCCUUUGCUUUCUUCUUUCCCUCCUUUCUCCCUCCAUUCUUCCCCCUUCUCCACCAUCACCCCUGGUUGUUUCACUAGGAGUUGGCCGAUCUUGUCUAUCUUGUGAAAUAACCCACUAUUUGUUUAGUUCAGUAUAUUGUUCUUCAACUCUGUAGUUCAUAAAUUUUAGUCCUCAUUUUUAUUAUUUUUAAUAUAUAUUUAUACUUCAUGUCAACUUCUGUAUUUUGGAUUGGCUUUGUUUCUCCAGCUUUGAGGUAUAUCAUUAGAUUAUUUGAGAUCUCUGUGAUAUUUCAAUCAAGAAUCUUAGUGUAACCUUUCUUCUUAGGACUGCCUUUCUUUUGGAUUUAUUCACUGUUCAUUUUAAGAUAAAUAUUUUAGUCACCAAUUGUCCACUUUCUGAGGUAGGUCUUUCUAUUUCCACUUAUAGUACAACAUACUCUGAUAGGAUGCACGGGAUUUUUUUUUCAUAAAUUCUUUGUGCCUUAUAAUUUGAGAUAGUUCCUUGUGCCCCUAGAGGAAUGCAUAUUCAUUGUCUGUUCUGUGUAAUGUUUUGUAGAUAUCUUUUAAGUCCAGAUGAUAUUUUGAGCAUUUGUCUGUAAAUUUUCUUACACAUUAUGGAUAUGGACGUCUAGAAAUCUAACGCAAAACAAAUCUUGCUACAUCUGUUUUUGAGUAGCUGGACAUACCUCUCCCUCUAGUCUACAUUUUGAUAUCUUUUAGGUGGCUCUCUCACUUUAUAGACAUUAUUUACAUGUUGGCCUAAAUCAAUGAGUUCUAUCAAAGCCUUUCCACUUUAUGAUCUUGCCCAACCAAAGGGCUCAGCAAAACCACUAAAGCUUCAUCUAAGUCUCCUGGUCCCUGAAGACAUCAACUGGUUUCUUUGAGUCCUCUGUGAAAUUAGUUCUAUAUAUGUUCCCAAUGAAUCUGUGUUCAAACACAGCUUUUGUUAUUCCUGGGUUCCUCAGUAGUCCUUGUUACUCUAGUUGUCUAGGCCCUGGUAUUUUUGAGCUCCUCAGAUAGAAAUAAGUGGGUGUUUCUCAUGGCUCUGAUAAGUAAGCCAGUCCAUCAGGAAUAGUUUUCCUCAUGUUGUAUCAGCUUAGGAGGCCUUUGCCUUCAGGAGAGAUGAGUAGUUGUAUUUUCUAUCUGUUUUUCUGCCUCCAUAGCAGUCAGACUGACCGCAUCUACUCAGAUUUCCCAUAGCCUCCCUAACCAGGCUGUAACAGGUUCUUUUCAUUUCUCGUUUAAAAGUCUUCCCUAAUCCAAGAUCAAAUGCUGAGUAUUUCCUGAUUAUGCUGCUUUCUCUUAUUGGGCAUUACUAUACCUCUGCAUGCAUAUUGGAUCACAGAUUUUGUGGUUUUGUUUUUGCUUUUUAAUCAAAGGUAGGACCUGAGAGGUGCCAUCAGUUACCUUUACCUUGUUCUGAGGACUGCCAUCUGUCUCUAUUAGGGGUACUGACCAUGACCUUUACUGAAGUCUUCUGAGAGGUACAAUCUGUCACUUUUACCAUUUUGUCCUGGGGAUGCCAACUCUCACUUUUAUUGUGGUCUCCUGAAAGAGGCCAACUGUGACUUUCACAUGUUCUGCAGAGGGGUAGCAUCUAUCACUUUGCCAUGCUCUCUUGACCUCCAAGCUGUAAGAAAGGGCAAGCCAAGACAUCUCUCUCAUCUUCUCUUUUGUCUAACUUCCUUGCCAGAUCAGAUUGGAUCACAGAUGGAUAUGAUGGAGAAUAUUAGCCCUAACUCCCUUAUUUCUUGGAAUUCCUUCUUUACACAAAGAAGUUCUUGUUUGGCUGCCAUCAUAGCCUUGGAUACAUUUCUUAUUACACACAACAGAGGCCAGGCAACCUCUGCAGCUGUUUGCCAACAAUCUCAACCCUUGUGUUUUAUAGUCAGAGGCUGCAACAUUGUCUCUAGACCUUUAACUGUUUUCAUGACAUCUCCAUAUUUAAAUGAUGGACUGCAUUCAUCAAUAAGGCGAGCCCCCCCCCCCAUCUCAUAGACAAAGUUUGCCAUUCUGGGAUAUUAGUGUGCUAUAAGGUUGUGCUAUGGGAAUCCUGAUUGCUCAUCCUUAGUUGCAUGUCUUACUUCCCAUAGCAGGGACCAUGUAGCCACUGUUAACCUGGGAAAGAAUGGUUGUAUUGGAAUUUUGUUCUUGGAUGCUCCCCCCCCCCAACCUGAUCAGCCUCAGUUACCUGCCUUGCUUCCCACACCUAGUACCAUGCACAUUUUUUCUCCCCAAGUUACUGGUUCUUAGGUGUCCCUUCUCAGGGACGAAUUAUGUGAUAGACAUCUGUUGCAUCUUGGAGAGAUGCAACAGAUGCACACAUAUGUGUGUACACACACAUACACGCACACACACAAAGCAGCACACAUCUACAACAGAACCUUCUUGCCUGAGGGUUAGUGAGUACCAAGAAAAGACUGAAAGGAUGAGAAGCACAGGAAGUGUUCUACUAGGUUGGUGUCUCCUAGAAAUGACAAGUAACAUCUAUGGUACCGCAAUAACACAGCUGCCUACAAAGGACCUGAACAAUGACAACACCAAUGGACAUGCUAAAAUGGAAUGAGGAAUUCUCACUAACAAAGAGCUAGGAGCAACUAAUGACUGCUGAAAGAGAGAAAGAAUGAAUCUUCCUCAGGGAGGUGCCCACUAAUUGGUUAUCCAGAACCAAGUGGUCAGUCUUGAAAUCAUGAAUAUACAAGUAACACUGAAUGGACUCAGCAGGUUGCAUUUACAUAUUUAUGCACUCACAUAUAUGUAAGAAAAGAGGCCAUAAAUUUGUGGGGGAGGACUAUGGGAAGCUUGGAAAAAGGAGGGGAAAAUAAUGUAAUUUUUGUUUAUUUAAUUGCAAAAAAUAAAAGAGAAAAUACAUUGUAUGAAA
This is a messenger RNA of Meriones unguiculatus (Mongolian gerbil), 7969 nucleotides long. RefSeq names its product zinc finger protein 58-like. NCBI's taxonomy places the organism in Eukaryota, Metazoa, Chordata, Mammalia, Rodentia, Muridae. The transcript has 4 exons. The record is from RefSeq and is a predicted model, not a curated record. Gene Ontology annotation, cellular component: nucleus. Gene Ontology annotation, biological process: regulation of DNA-templated transcription. The coding region runs from base 150 to 1772 and encodes 540 amino acids.